AAAUAUGAGUUCCAAGGUCAGCGCCUUUUGCAUGAUCAUGUUCCUCCUCUUCUUCACAUUAUCUUGUGCCUCUGCGGCCCGACCAGAACCUGCAUCUGAAGUUCAAUAUGCAGAUACCCCAAUCAAAACUCAACAUCUGGAUACUGAAACAGAGAAGGUUCAGGUGGAGGAUAGCUGCGACGGAAUUGAAGAAGAAGAAUGCUUGAUGAGAAGAACACUUGCAGCUCACAUUGAUUACAUCUACACCCAGAAGACCAAGCCUUGAGGACCUGAUCUCUUCAUGUUGUCAUAUACUAAUUAUUUUCUUAUAAAUACUUUUUUCAUAAAUUUGCGUCUUCAUUUGUAUCAUGUUCAUUUUCUCUUUCAGGGAGGUUUUAGUGGAUAUCAGGUUGCUAAAC
This is a messenger RNA of Durio zibethinus, 398 nucleotides long. Its product is annotated as phytosulfokines-like. The record is from RefSeq and is a predicted model, not a curated record. Gene Ontology annotation, cellular component: extracellular region. Gene Ontology annotation, biological process: cell population proliferation. Lineage: Eukaryota; Viridiplantae; Streptophyta; Magnoliopsida; Malvales; Malvaceae. Gene Ontology annotation, molecular function: growth factor activity.